Molecule: messenger RNA, 1041 nt
Organism: Linum tenue
Lineage: Eukaryota; Viridiplantae; Streptophyta; Magnoliopsida; Malpighiales; Linaceae
Source: the annotation of a GenBank genome assembly
GACACAGAUAAAAACAGAAACAAAAAAAAAAAAAGAAACAUCCCAAACCAACGUCGGAAAUGAAAAUCAAAACAAAACGCUCGAAGAAUAAAUUAGGGUUACGGGGGACGUUGCUUCUCUGUGCUCUCUUCUUCCUUGGUGGCUUCUAUUGUUCCAGAAUCUUCUUCUCUCAGACAACAUCUGACCUGCGACCGAGGUUAAGGAGGGACAUUGAGGCGGCAGAGGGAGGAGAUCACACCACCAGUCGUAAUAAUGCUCAGCCGCAUGGUGCCACCGGCGAAUCUUCCGUCGAAUCGAUUCCUUUCCAGAUCUUGAGCUGGAAGCCGAGGGCCCUGUAUUUCCCCAAGUUCGCAACACCAGAGCAAUGCAAUGCCAUCAUUGCAAUGACGAAGACGCAGCUCAAGCCAUCUCUGCUUGCCUUGAGGGAGGGCGAGAGCGCUGAGAGUACUCAGGGGACUAGGACAAGUUCAGGCACAUUCGUUAGUGCAGCAGAAGACGACAGUGGGACGCUCGAGUUGAUUGAACAAAAAAUAUCAAGAGCUACCAUGAUUCCACGGUCGCAUGGAGAAGCCUUCAACGUGUUGCGGUAUGAAAUCGGGCAGAAGUAUGAUUCCCACUACGAUGCAUUCAACCCAGCAGAGUAUGGCCCACAACAAAGCCAAAGGAUAGCUUCAUUUUUGUUGUAUUUAACAAACGUGGAAGAGGGUGGCGAGACAAUGUUCCCUUAUGAGGAUGGAUUGAAAGUUCCUGGUUAUGAUUACAAACAAUGUGUUGGUCUAAAAGUGAAGCCUCGACAAGGUGAUGGCCUUCUAUUCUACUCCGUCUUGCCUAAUGGAACAAUUGAUAAGAUGUCUCUUCAUGGAAGCUGCCCGGUCAUUAAGGGGGAGAAAUGGGUGGCAACAAAAUGGAUAAGAGAUCAUAUAUUCUAUGAUGACUGAACAACUCUUUUUUGUAUCCACUAAAGCACAAGUUUUAACUUAUAAAAACAUUUUAGAGAUCUACCUAUCAAAACUUGAAUCAAAUUAUACAUGUAACUUUAGG